Molecule: messenger RNA, 2865 nt
Organism: Malaclemys terrapin pileata
Lineage: Eukaryota; Metazoa; Chordata; Testudines; Emydidae
Product: beta-microseminoprotein-like
Exons: 4
Coding region: 278-670 (130 amino acids)
Source: RefSeq, a predicted model, not a curated record
UACACCGUGUCUGUCUUUGUUUCUCUUAUGCGAGCUCUUCUUGAAGGCCUGUCACUGCUGGUCUAUCACAAGAAAAGGCUUUUGUUAUGAGUGUGGAUGUGAAACAUUGAACAGAGAGCUCCAAUACAGCCUUUCGCUUAAUUUUGUGCCUCGCCGAGACAAAACCUCCUGUUGCCAACUGGUCAAAUUUCAGUAACUUCUGCAGAAACGUUCAGCACGACUUCUCUGGAAUGGGAAUACAUUGCUCAAUACAAGGCCUUGCACAAUACUUGUUUUCAUGCAGUGUAUAAUUUCACUGCAGAAAACUUCCCACAGACUGGGAGCAACCAAUUUUACAAUGAAGUGCUUUCUGGGUAUCCUUUUUGCCUUUGGCAUCUUGGUGACACUAUGCGAUGCAUUCUGUUUUUAUCAACGAAAUGACCCAUUGAAAUCUACCGAAGGUUGUAGUCAAGAUGAAAAGGUGCAUAAAUUUGGUGCCACUUGGACUGCAAAUUGCAACAGAUGUCACUGCAGCCGGAAUGGAAUACGCUGUUGCUCCACCUAUCAUUCGCCUGCGGGUUAUGACAGAGAAAAAUGUGAAAGCAUUUUCAACAAGGACACCUGCAGCUACAGCGUGGUGGAGAAGGCCGACCCCUCGAAAGCCUGCGAGGUCCGUGGCUGGGUGGGUUAAUUACGAAUCCACUUAGAAUUUCUCUGCAUAGUGCCUCUCCUUCCCCUUCUACCAAUGAUCAACAAUGGAAUGAGUCUGUUCUUCAGAGAUUCAUGAUGGUCUUUGAAGCAUCACUACUAACAGCUGGUUUUUCUUCUCCUUGUUGAGUAGCAGUUCAGUGUGUGAGAACGUGCUGUACUUGAUUCUAUAUUGUUUCUGUUAUUCCCUGCAUUAGCAUAACUGAGCUUUGAUCACCAGAGUAAAAUAAACUCACAUGAAGCACCAGAAGUCCCUGAGUGUCUUCUUAAUAAGAGCUAAGUAACGAUGGGGCUCCCUCUCCUUCCUUUGAGGAGAGCGCACUGAUUUCAGCAGUUUUUCUAACUGCGAUGGGUGAAUCUUUUCAGGAAAACAGUAAGAACCAGCCUGUAUUUCUUGAUCCACCUCAGUGCCCUUUGUCCAGGUUCAUAUAUGUUCAUGAAGGAUCCAUCCAUCUCAGUUUCCAGUGCAGCCAUGCUUCUCUCACACACAGCUACCACCUGAUUGACUGCAAGAGCCGGCAGGUACCCAGACCCAGCAUUCUACUCUGUUUGCACAUGCCAGAUGCCAGGCUUCAUCCUGGCCCGUGAUUGUUUGAACACUGAACAGGUUCCUCAUUGUCAUUCACCAGCAGGAAAUCAAACUAGCAGUGGGAACAGUGCUCCAGUUUCAGGAGCACCCAGCUAGCUGGGAACACAGCACUACCACCCUUUGUAAGGGCUGUACCUCUGAGCUGUGCUAGCCAUUGCAGCUGAUCAACCUCUGUUCACUGACUGGUAUGGCAUUAGCUUGGGCAUCAUCUGCUCACUGGUAAGACGACACAAGUACAUUGAGUAUUACGAAUCAAUGCACCAUUUGGAAUAUAGUGUAUUAUAAAGCAGCAAGGGAAAAACUAUUGGGGGAAAGGAUCAAGGGCAUUGGAAGACAUUCCCUUUCUUGAGGUAAUCCCUUCUCCUAGGGCUAACCCUUCAGCACUGUGUGGGGAGUGACUGGGACAACUGGAUUCCUACAUGCAAUCUCUGCUCAUUGUGCUGAAAUGUUAGCCCUUAAUGCCAGUCUUUGCAACAGGGAGGUCUUGGCAAGUGUAAGUAGAGUCAGAAUGAGCUGACAUCUGGUGGUGAGCUGUGGAAAAGGCCUUCAGUGGCUGAUUUCGUUUGCCUGGGCACACCCACCCUGCCUAGCAUGAUGGACUGCUUGUCCAAAUGGUCACUUUGGCUGCUGUGGGAUCCCCAGUCUCUUUGUUAUUGGGGCAGGAGUAAUAAAGGGUUGUUAUCCAGGUUAUGUGAAUCAAGGACAGUAGAACUGUACUUGGCAUUUUAUGAUGGAGGGACUCGCCCUCAACUAAGUAGCACUUGCUAGGCAAGGGACAUGGGUUCCAAAGCCCAGUGAAUUGAGAAAAGGCUGGGCUUUGUCUGAGGGUCACAAAUAGCUCCUUGGGCCCUUCUUCCUCACCUCCUUGUGCAAUAAUACAACUAAUUUUCAUGUGAUUGGGGUCUUGUUAGGUGCUGAAGAGCUGAAAUCAGUCUUUCCUAGGUUUAAGCCCUAAACCUAUUUGGGCUAGUGGUUCUGAGUGUGCCAGCACUGAGGUGAUGUGGGCCUGCCCCCCACUAACAGAUGAAGUUACUAAGAGCCAAAAUCACUGAGAGUGGUGUUAAGUGGGGGGGCUAGCAGGACGGCUAGUGGAGUAGAGCAGCUAGCAGGAUGGCUGGUGGACAGGCAUGGCUGGUGCUGAAGACUGCUGCAGAACCCCAAUGUAAGAUGCCCCCAUACCUUUCCCCCUUCCACUCAGGCUGGGAGGUAAACUCUGCAGAUGAACUUCUGAACUCUGGGGCUGCACUGAGGAAGGACAGAAACUGUGUGUGGGGGGGUGACUUUUGGGUUGCUGGAUGCAAGAACCACACUGGGGCUGCACUGACCAAGGACAGAAACUGUGUGUGGGGGGGUGACUUUUGGGUUGCUGGACUCAAGAACCACUCUGGGGCUGCACUGACCAAGGACAGAAACUGUGGGUGGGGUGACUGUUGGGUUGCUGGACUUAAGACUCUGAGGGGAAUAGGACACUGCCAAGCUUACUUGUGGGUGGGUCUUUUGCUCAUGGCUUGUGUUAUGAAUCCCGUUUGUGGUGUUUCCCCACAUAAUGUUGCGUUGUUUCCCCCCUUUAUUAAAAGGCUUUUGCUACA